AUGGCGGUGGGGAGCGGCCCCGGGGUCGCGGCGCUGUCGUGGAGCCCCGGGGCCGCGCGGACCCCCCCGGGAAGAACGGAGCUGCAGUUGAAGUUGGGGGCGGUGGCGGCGCUGCUGCUGCUGCCGUUGUGCUGCGGCCUCGGAGCGCUGUGCUGCGUGCGCGGCCCCGCGGGCUCCGGUCCUCGCGGCGCCGCGCUCAGCCUGCUGGGCUGCCUGGGGGGCGGAGUGCUGCUCGGCACCGCUCUGCUCGACCUCCUGCCCACCUACCUGGGCAGCAUCGGGGCGGCACUGCGGGAGCUGCGCAUCCCGCUGCAGUUCCCCCUGCCCGAGUUCCUCCUGGCGAUGGGUUUCCUGCUCGUCUUGGUGUUGGAACACGCGGCGCUGGCGCUGCGCGACCGCCCGGCCGGAGCGGAGGAGGACGACGGGGAGGACGAGGAAGGAGCGGACAGAGCGCUGCUGACGGCCGCGGCCCCCCCGUGCCCGUCAGAGCGGCGGCACCGCGUGCGGUUGGCGGUGGGCAGCGGACUCCGCCCGGACGUAUGGAGGGGUUUCGUGCGGCGCUUCGGACCGCUGCGCGUCGUGGAGACGUAUGGGAUGACGGAGGGCAACGUGACGCUGUUCAACUACACCGGGACCCCCGGCGCCGUGGGGCGGAGCAGCUUCAUCUAUAAGCUCUUUUCGCCCUUUGAGAUCGUGCGGUACGAUGUGGCCGAGGGAGCGGUGGUGCGCGAUGAGAGGGGGCGCUGCAUCCGAGUGCGGCCGGGGGAGCCGGGGCUGCUGAUCGCUCCGGUGACGCCGCGGACGCCGUUCCUGGGCUAUGCGGGCAGCCCGGAGCUGUCGGAGCAGAAACUGCUGCGGGGGGCGUUUGCGGACGGCGACACCUUCUUCAGCACCGGGGAUCUGAUGGAGGAGGACUGCGACGGCUUCGUGCGCUUCUGCGACCGCAUCGGGGACACCUUCAGGUGGAAAGGAGAGAACGUGGCCACCACGGAGGUUGCGGAGGCGCUGCUGGCGCACGCGGCACUGCAGGAGGCCACCGUGUACGGCGUCACCGUGCCAGGCCACGAGGGCCGCGCAGGGAUGGCGGCGGUGGUGCUGCGCCCCGGAUGGGCGCUGGACGGCGCGGAGCUGUUCCGACACGUGGCUGCAGUGCUGCCGCCAUACGCGUGGCCGCGCUUCAUCCGGCUGCAGGAGCGCCUGGAGGUGACGGCCACCUUCAAGCAGCGGAAGGCGCUGCUCGCCCAGGAGGGCUGCGAUCCCUCCCGGCUGUCCGCUCCGCUGCUGCUGCUGAACACCGCGGCGGCCGCCUAUGAGCCCAUGGGGGCGGCGCAGUGGGACGGCAUCGUCACGGGGCGCAUCCGCCUGUAGGGCCGCCCCGCGGCCGUCCGGCCGUCCGGCCAUCUGUCCGUCCGGCUGUCCAUCUGUCCGUCCGGCUGUCCAUCUGUCCAUCUGUCCGUCCGGCCGUCCGGCUGCGGUCCCCGCGGCCGUCCCGGGGAAUCCACGGCCAUCCCGAUGGCCCCACGGCCACCCCGACCUCCCACAUCCCACAGCCGCCCCGAUGGCCCCAUAGCCAUCCCGAUGGCCCUAUAUACAUUCCAAUGUCCCCAUAUCCAUCCCCAUGUCCCCAUAUCCAUCCCCAUGUCCCCACAUCCAUCCCAAUGUCCCCACAUCCAUCCCAAUGUCCCCACAUGUCCCAUAUCCAUCCCAAUGUCCCCAUCUCCAUCCCAAUGUCCCUAUAUACAUUCCGAUGUCCCCAUACCCAUCCUGAUGUCCCACAUCCACCCCAAUGUCCCUAUAUACAUUCCGAUGUCCCUCAUCCACCCCGAUGUCCCCAUUUCCACCCCAAUGACCCCAAAUCCACCCCAAUGUCACUAUAUCCGUCCCAAUGUCCCCAUAUCCACCCCGACCUCUCACAUCCCACAGCCGCCCCAAUGUCCCCAUAUCCAUCCCAAUGUCCUUAUAUACAUUCCAAUGUCCCCAUAUCUAUCCCAAUGUCCCCACACCCAUCCUAAUGUUCCUAUAUCCAUCCCAAUGUCCCCAUAUCCAUCCUGAUGUCCCACAUCCAUCCCGAUGCCCAUAUCCAUAUCCCAUAUCCACCCCAAUGACCCCAAAUCCACCCCAAUGUCCCCAUAUCCACCCCGAUGUCCCCACAUCCGUCCCAGCCCCAUUAGGAGCUCUGCCCCCCCCAUGUCCAUCUUCAUGUCCCCAUAUCCAUCUUCAUGUCCCCAUAUCCGCCCCACUGCCCCCAUAUCCGCCCCAGCCCCACCUCUGCCCCCCCCGCAGUGCCUUCCCCUCCUGGGGGCUUUUUGUACCUCACUCUUUUUUGCUAAAUAAAGACGGUUUUGUAGCAAA
Molecule: messenger RNA, 2352 nt
Organism: Gallus gallus (chicken)
Lineage: Eukaryota; Metazoa; Chordata; Aves; Galliformes; Phasianidae
Product: long-chain fatty acid transport protein 3-like
Exons: 10
Coding region: 1-1368 (455 amino acids)
Biological process (GO): metal ion transport; transmembrane transport
Cellular component (GO): membrane; endoplasmic reticulum
Molecular function (GO): long-chain fatty acid transmembrane transporter activity; metal ion transmembrane transporter activity; long-chain fatty acid-CoA ligase activity
Source: RefSeq, a predicted model, not a curated record